UCAAGCUGCGUUUAAUGCGGUUUCAACUGCCGAACCGAUCAGUUCAAUCGAUCGUUUCCACACUCGAGUUGAAGUCACCCGAAGAUCAUCCCACAAAGAUGCCCCAGUCAAGCUUCUUUGCCAAGAGCGUGCCCUUCGAGCAGAUCGACAAGUUGGCCAUCAGUGGCGGCUACUCCUCGAUCUUUGCCAGCAGUGAGCCUGGAGUUCCGGUGGUCGGAAAUUGGGAGCAGCGAUUCUGUCGCCUGGCGGACACCUUCCAACCGGUCCUGGAUCGGGUGUACGACUUCGAGGUUCGUGAGGAUGAUGUGUGGAUUGUCACCCUGCCGAAAUGCGGCACCACCUGGAUGCAGGAACUGGCCUGGUUGGUGGUUAAUGAGUGCGACUUUGAGACGGCAAAGAACGUGGAUCUUACGCUGAGAUCACCUUUCCUGGAAUUCAAUGGAGUGGUGCCCAAUGUUCCACAUGACACCAUCGAAGCUGCCAAUGCUCUGCCCUCGCCACGUCUCAUCAAGUCCCAUCUGCCCGCCUGGAUGUUGCCCAAACAGAUCUGGAGCAAGAGGCCCAAGAUCAUCUAUGUGUACCGCAAUCCCAAGGAUGCAGCCAUCUCGUACUUCCACCACUGGCGUGGAAUGGUGGGCUACCAGGGCACCAAGUCCGACUUCAUGCACUCCUUCAUCGAUGGCUAUGUGAACUUCACGCCCUGCUGGCCGCAUGUCCUGGAUUUCUGGCAGCUGCGCCAUGAGCCGAACAUAUUCUUCACCAGCUAUGAGAGGAUGAAGGGGCAGUUGGGUGAGGUCAUCGCAGAGGUGGCUCAGUUCCUGAAUAAGAAGGUUAGCCUGGAGCAGAUCGAGCAAAUGAAACGACAUUUAUCCUUUGAGAGCAUGCGCGACAAUCCAUCCUGCAAUCAUGUCAAGGAGUUCGAGAGCAUGAAGGCAGCUGCUGGAAGGGAAGUGGAGGAGUUCAGCACAUCGCCACACAGGUUCGUUCGCCGCGGAGUUGUGGGAAGUCACAAGGAUGAGCUCACCGCCGACAUCAUCCGAGAAUUUGAUCUCUGGUCUGACAUUAAUCUGAGGGAUUACAAAUUGAACAUGGAUGACUUUGCCAAUUACAAAAAGUUUGCUUCCGCGUAAUUCACAACACUCCAAGUUGUUUUGGUAUAAUAUAUCUUGUGUAAUCUUUGUUAAUAGUCUGUAAGCUGUGGUGAUAUACGUUUAAUAAAUAAUUGCUUCCCCCUAUACUACAUGUAA
Molecule: messenger RNA, 1247 nt
Organism: Drosophila rhopaloa
Lineage: Eukaryota; Metazoa; Arthropoda; Insecta; Diptera; Drosophilidae
Product: sulfotransferase 1 family member D1
Exons: 3
Coding region: 15-1130 (371 amino acids)
Biological process (GO): sulfation
Cellular component (GO): cytoplasm
Molecular function (GO): sulfotransferase activity
Source: RefSeq, a predicted model, not a curated record